CCUGCUCAGCGCGAAUUGAUUGGUCAAUUGCAUCUCCUAUGAAACAGAAACCGACCAACCAAGCCCAACUCUUGCCAAAGUCAUACGUUCGGCGUGAUUCUUUUAAUCUUCCCAUCAACCCAUUGCACUCCAUUACCGACAUCCACAUCGACAUCCACAUCCAAAAGAACAGGCUGCCUGCACUCCCAGCAAUAAAUACAAGUACACACAUCCUUUGUCCCUAUUCGCACCUCAGAUUCACCGUUGACACUCAACCACACCAAACACCGCUACCGCUCCAAUUUUCACACGCUUCAAAAAACAUACUGGGACUUACGCCGAACUGGAACACCAAGCAUGAAAUUCCUCGAAUAUCCCGGCCUCGACGACAUCAACAGUGCCCUCAACUUUGACACGCCCGAAUGCAAAGUACACGGACGUAUCGAACCAUACUCGUGCAAGGCAGCAGGAGCAGACAAGAAAUUGUACAAGCAAUUGGAGAACAAAUAUGAUCCGUCCUCGAACAACAUGCUGAGUCCUCCGGAUGAUGACGGAUUUAGUAUUCGAAACAUCAUCUCACCCUUCGGACCCAUGGACCAACCCGCCUCCCGAAAGACGCUAUUUUAUCUGAUCGGAACCCUGAAUGCCUCUUUCCCAGAUUAUGACUUCUCCGAUGUGAAACCGGAGCAAUUUCGAAAAGAGCCCUCGAUCUCGAUCGUGGUGAAUUCCAUCAACGCAACGCUGUUCAACCACGGGAACGAGCGUGCGGUGAAGGAAUUGCGCCUGUGGGACUCGAUCGACCAAUUGAUCGAUCUUCAGGACUCGGAUGUAUACUCCUAUAACCCGGAAAGUGACUCGGACCCGAAUGAUGAGGAAGGUGGUGGCACCCUGUGGUCAUUCAACUACUUCUUCUUCAACCGGAAACUGAAGCGAAUUAUCUAUUUCACGAUGCGAGGGGUCAGCUACGGCGUCAUGACAGAGGAGGAUGUCGAUGAGGACGACGAUAACUUUUCGAACACGGAUGAUGACGAGAACUCUGGAUUUGGACAUCGUCGGAAACGAUACGAUGCGGACGAGGACGACUUCAUUGCGGGAGAUAUGGAUAUGCAGUAGAAUUCCUCAAAAGGAAUUUGAUCCGCAUCCAUGGCGACCUUCAGGAAGGGAGCCCCUAUGGUUCAGAUCCAUCCCAGGAAAUCGUCCGAGGAUAUUGCAUAAUGUCUCCACAGAACAUCGCCCAGGAAGCAAGGAAAAGACUUGGCGACUUCUGGUUUUGCAAGUAGAUACUAUCAAAUCAUCAUAAAGAAGAUUUGGUCUGCAUUGCUAUGCAGGGGAUAUUUUUAUAUGAAAAU
Molecule: messenger RNA, 1328 nt
Organism: Gamsiella multidivaricata
Lineage: Eukaryota; Fungi; Mortierellomycota; Mortierellomycetes; Mortierellales; Mortierellaceae
Product: Maf1 regulator-domain-containing protein
Exons: 5
Coding region: 337-1092 (251 amino acids)
Biological process (GO): negative regulation of transcription by RNA polymerase III
Cellular component (GO): nucleus
Molecular function (GO): RNA polymerase III core binding
Source: RefSeq, a predicted model, not a curated record